AUUUUCUCACGGAGCGAAGCCACUGGAACUCGAAACAAGGAAAAAGCUAAAGCUAUACUGGGCAUGGCUGCCACUAAAGCCUUCAGCCUUACCAUCCAAAACCCCUCCACUUGCUUCCCCGCCAAAAGGGCACGCAGCCAUCCUAAUCUUCACCAACGUUUCACUGUCAAGUGCUUAGUUCGUCCUGCUUCCGACAGCGCCGCCACGGGUUUGGCAGAAAGGCCGUGGAGUGUUUCAAAUGCUAGACUUGUUCUUGAAGAUGGUUCAAUAUGGAGGGCUAAGUCAUUCGGUGCUUCGGGAACACAAGUUGGUGAAGUGGUUUUCAAUACAUCUUUGACUGGGUAUCAGGAAAUUAUAACAGACCCUAGUUAUACUGGUCAGUUUGUCCUGAUGACCAACCCACAUAUCGGCAAUACUGGUGUCAAUUUUGAUGACGAAGAAUCUAGGCAAUGCUUUCUCGCUGGUUUGGUAAUAAGAAGUUUAAGUAUUAGUACUUCAAACUGGAGAUGUGCAGAAACACUUGGUGAUUAUUUGGCAGAAAGGAAUAUCAUGGGGAUUUAUGAUGUUGACACACGUGCAAUCACCCGCCGUCUAAGGAAUGAUGGAAGCCUUAUUGGUGUGUUAAGCACAGAGGAAUCUAAAACAGAUGAAGAACUUCUGGAGAUGUCUCGUUCAUGGAACAUCGUAGGUGUUGAUUUAAUAAGUCCUGUUUCAUGCAAAGAACCUUAUGAGUGGGUUGAUACAACACAGUCAGAGUGGGAGUUUAAGACUUACGGGAGACUUGGAGAAACUUACCAUGUUAUUGCUUAUGAUUUUGGAAUCAAGCACAAUAUAUUAAGACGUUUAGCAUCCUAUGGCUGUAAAAUCACUGUAGUCCCUUCAACAUGGCCGGCAUCAGAAACUCUAAAAAUGAAGCCGGAUGGAGUUCUUUUCAGCAAUGGCCCGGGUGACCCAUCUGCAGUUCCAUAUGCUGUUGAAACAGUCAAAGAACUACUGGGAAAGGUUCCUGUUUUUGGAAUCUGUAUGGGCCACCAGUUGCUUGGGCAGGCUUUGGGUGGUAAAACUUUUAAAAUGAAGUUUGGUCACCAUGGAGGAAAUCAUCCAGUUCGUAACUUGCGAAAUGGCCGUGUAGAGAUUAGUGCGCAGAAUCAUAACUAUGCAGUUGACCCUGCUACACUUCCGAAAGGUGUAGAAGUAACUCAUGUCAAUCUUAAUGAUGGAACCUGUGCUGGGCUCGCAUACCCAUCCUUAAAUAUCAUGUCUCUACAAUACCAUCCUGAAGCAUCCCCUGGUCCUCAUGAUUCAGACUCUGUUUUUAACGAUUUCACAGAGCUGAUGAAGUCUGUCAAACAGCAUACUUGAGCUCCCCAAGUUAUAUAUGGCAGUUGAAUUGGGGCCCUUCACAGAGUAAUAUUAAUGGUGGUGGUGGUGGCCCUUCACAGAGUUUGGCACUCUUUGUUCUUGAAUUGGGUUAGGCAAAUUUUGUUAGUGCUUGUAAAAUCACUCUAGAUUAAGUUUGUUGCGACAUUGUCCUUAAAUAUUGUUUGUUCACCUUUGAUUUUAAGAUAUUAACUCUCAAAAAUUUCAUGUUGUACGAAUCAUUUAGACUAUAAUACCAGGAACUUUCGUUUUCUUGA
Molecule: messenger RNA, 1637 nt
Organism: Mangifera indica (mango)
Lineage: Eukaryota; Viridiplantae; Streptophyta; Magnoliopsida; Sapindales; Anacardiaceae
Product: carbamoyl-phosphate synthase small chain, chloroplastic
Exons: 10
Coding region: 64-1362 (432 amino acids)
Biological process (GO): L-glutamine metabolic process; 'de novo' pyrimidine nucleobase biosynthetic process; L-arginine biosynthetic process
Cellular component (GO): carbamoyl-phosphate synthase complex; cytoplasm
Molecular function (GO): carbamoyl-phosphate synthase (glutamine-hydrolyzing) activity
Source: RefSeq, a predicted model, not a curated record